AGUUUUGAUAGUUGCGAAUGAUAGAUCACAUUGCUUUGUUUAAGCAUUUAUUCGCAUGUAGUCGUGAACUAUGAAUAAAACUACAUACUUUAUGUAUAUUUGACGCACAAUGAAAUAUCUGUGAUAAACCCUUUAUCAAAAUACUGUAGAAAAAUGUCUGCAAUUAUAGAUGAUAAAGUGGUUGCAGGAGCACAAUCUGCAAAUAUUAUCAAAGAAGAUCCUAUUGUAGCUUUGACGGAGAAAGUAAAUGCAUUAUAUUUGUUUCGAGAUCAUUACUUUGAAAAUCGAUCUAUCGAGGAAGCAAUUAAGAAGAAUGGGGAUGUGGAGAAACAAAUGAAAGAUACAUUAAAUAAAUUUGAUGAAUGUAAAGGAUAUGAGAUUGAUGGAUCACGAGCAAAGUACUAUUAUCUGAAAGGGAAAGUCUUAAAUGUUACAGAACGUUUUAUACCUCAAGCAGAGGAACUAUUAACUAAAGCAGUCAAAUUAGAACCUAACUUAGUAGAAGCAUGGAAUGAAUUAGGAGAUUGUUAUUGGAAAAAUGAUGACAUUCAACAAGCAAAAAACUGUUUUGUUGGUGCUUUACGCCAUGGUAGAAAUAAAGUAUCUUUACGAAAUCUAUCAAUGGUACUCAGGCAAGAACCUGUUUCCAAUACAGAGCAACGAAUACAAAAUAUACAGCAAGGAUUGGAAUAUGCUAAAGAAGCAGUUAGUCUUGAUACAACAGAUGGUACUUCCUGGGCCAUUUUGGGAAAUGCCUAUUUAUCUUCCUUUUUUACAGUAGCACAGAAUCCUGUAACUUUACGCUGCUGCGUGUCAGCUUAUGUACAGGCAGAAAAGGAUAUUGUAGCAGGGAGUAAUUCCCAUUUAUUUCACAAUAAAGCAGUAGCUUUAAAGUAUCAAGAAGAGUAUUGUGCAGCAUUGAAGUCAUUUGAAAGAGCAAUGUUACUAGAUCCAAUAUGGGAAACGCCGCGCAAUAAAAGGGACGAAUUGUUACAAUAUUUGAAAGAUGUACAAAAUUUAGUAAACAAUAAUGGAAGAGUAAAACCGAAGAGAUUGUACCAAAUGAUACGGGCUUUGGAUGUUAAACAUUUGGGACCAUAUAAAGGUGGCUCUUUCACGUCCGGCCAAAAAUCUGUAAAAUUAGAUUUGGUAUCGCUAAAAGAUUUGGCUGUUGGAGUCAAUCCAGAGAAAGUUGUAUUUGGGAAAGUAGUAUGUUGGAUACAAGAUACCGAUAGUGUACCUUUCGCUUUCUGUCUCGUCAAUGAAGAAAAAACCUGUAUUGCUGUAACAGUAUACAAUCUAGCUAAAGGUCGCGGCGUUACUGUCGGAGAUUCUGUUGCGAUCCCUGAACCUUUCGUUAUUCAUCAAAAGUUUUCUUAUCUUGAUAAUGUUCGUAUGCCAUACAUACAUAAUUUUAAAAUUACUAUUAAAGGUAACUACACGAAUGUACCUUCUUUCAGGAUUUUGACUUCAAAACUGUACGAGUUGAAACACCAGUCAUAUUGGUUGUUAAUGGGAAAAAAUUAGGUAGAGAACAACAAGCAUCUGCGAAAUUUCAUACUUUCAAAAAAACCGAUUGAGCACAAACUUUCAUCCUAGGAUUUAUAGUGAAAUAUAGUUGACAACGAGACUUUUCUAUAACUCAAAUACGGACGUGUGUCAAUAGCCGAUGUGAUAUUUGAAUUUUGAGUCUAAGUAUUAUUACAUUCAUAGAAUUAAAUAACAGUCAAUAUCGCCGAAGAUAGGCGAAUAUAAUUAUAUUGUUGCGCGUUUACUUAUAAAAAUAUCGUUCGAGUUAGGGAGAAUUCAAUUUUAAAAUCGUUUUACACAAUUUGUUUCUUACAUGAAAAUUCACAUCACGUAAGUAUGUUACAUUUUUUUUUAUGAUAUGUUAACUUACAAAGAAACCUUAAGGACCCAUAAUUAUUGUGCAUAUUUUAUUAAGAGAACGUUUGGAAAGAUUAUGCAGCAUCAUUAGAGCAAUGAUUAUGUUCAAUGUUCUAAUAGCACACUUUUAUCAAAUCUUAUCAAAGUCAAUAAAUUUAGACACUCAAGGAUUCUUUGUUAGUUUAAAUGUUAAUUACAGUAUAAUUUAUACAUAGUACAGUUAAAUCACGUAUAAAAAUACUGAUUCUUACAAUACACAUUUGUGUAUUUUUCAAAGACACUAAUAUUGAAUUGCUUGUCUAAUUUACAUUAUUACUUUUAUUAUUGCAAGCUUACCUUUAUGAGGUGGAGUCACACAUUGAAGAAAUAUUGAAAGUAAAAUAAUAUUCAACACGUCGUUUUUAAACAAACACAUUAACUUUAGCAUAAGUUUUAUUCAUCAGUCAUUUUACUGUGCCAAUAAUAUAAAUUUUGACUUGUUCGUAUGAAAGAUACAAAAUAACUUUCUUUUUAUGCCUAUUCAAACACGUAUAUCAAUUCAUUAAAAGUUUAUUAAGAACGUCCAUAACAUUAUACGUCUAGAAUUUAUUACAAAACGCAUUAUGCGUAUAUUUAUUUUCUCUUCACUCAAAUUUCACUUCAUUCAAAA
Messenger RNA from Colletes gigas, 2536 nucleotides. Its product is annotated as tetratricopeptide repeat protein 5-like. The transcript is spliced from 7 exons. Lineage: Eukaryota; Metazoa; Arthropoda; Insecta; Hymenoptera; Colletidae. Gene Ontology annotation, molecular function: protein binding. Bases 154 to 1527 code for a protein of 457 amino acids. The record is from RefSeq and is a predicted model, not a curated record. Gene Ontology annotation, biological process: cell division.